Drosophila montana is the source of this 357-nucleotide messenger RNA. RefSeq lists its product as uncharacterized. The record is from RefSeq and is a predicted model, not a curated record. Lineage: Eukaryota; Metazoa; Arthropoda; Insecta; Diptera; Drosophilidae. The coding region runs from base 1 to 186 and encodes 61 amino acids. The transcript has 2 exons.
AUGAUAUUACUGAUUAUUUUCUUAGUAGCUUUGCUGCUGGCUUUCGUGGCCUAUUUGGGCUACGUUAUACAUAAAAAGGGCAUCAGUCACAAGGAAUUGCGCGUGCACAGUCUGCACGAUGUAAAGAAGUUGCUUCUACUACCUUCAAGCGCUGGCCCGCAGCGCUAUUUGGCCAAGAGGGCUUGACCGGCACUUUAACGCAUGCAAUUUCCGUGCCAUUACCACCACCACCUGAGGAAUAGCGAAUUUUACUUACGUUUAGCCGGCGUGCUUGUCGCACCGAGCGAUGUGUUGCCACCAAAGAAUGACAUGAGUACUACGAUCUAAAACUUGCCAAACUAUUUGCACACUCUUCUG